Messenger RNA from Uncinocarpus reesii 1704, 426 nucleotides. Its product is annotated as NADH-ubiquinone oxidoreductase 40 kDa subunit. Gene Ontology annotation, cellular component: mitochondrion. Gene Ontology annotation, molecular function: protein-containing complex binding. Lineage: Eukaryota; Fungi; Ascomycota; Eurotiomycetes; Onygenales; Onygenaceae. The record is from RefSeq and is a predicted model, not a curated record. The coding region runs from base 1 to 426 and encodes 141 amino acids. The transcript has 3 exons.
AUGCAGAAGUGUCGCGCCGUGCAAGGCGCAUUCGGCUCAAAGGCCAUCCUCGCUCCGCCCGCCUCUUCCGCCCGCCUGCAACCUCAUGUCCAGAAGAGAAGCCUACAAGACAUAUUUAUUACUCGCACAGGUACCCCGAUCAUAAAAGUGCAGGGUGGACGGUAUGUGUCAAAUCCCUCAACUCGCACCAUAGACAUCGAGAAAAAUAUUCCGGUGCUAACUAGCAUAUUUGCGUUCAUGCAAGGAUGUACAGUUAUUGUUCCCUUCCGGGAGGAGAUGACCAAACGCCAUCUCAAAGUUACCGGUGACCUGGGGCGUGUUAUCUUCACGGAAUUCGAUCUCCGGAACACCCAGUCAAUUGAAGAAAGCGUACGCCAUUCGGAUGUCGUGUACAAUUUAAUUGGCCGAGAUUAUCCCACAAAGUAA